This is a messenger RNA of Vicugna pacos (alpaca), 3148 nucleotides long. The record is from RefSeq and is a predicted model, not a curated record. NCBI's taxonomy places the organism in Eukaryota, Metazoa, Chordata, Mammalia, Artiodactyla, Camelidae.
UGAUUGGUCGAAUCCCUCCCUUAAUCUUGGGUGCUCGUGGGGAUGGUUAAGGAGCGCUUGGCUGCUAGCUGAAAUCUGUGUGUAGUUUCGGGCCGUAAAACCAUUUUGGAUUUGCUUGCCUUCCUCUUUCUGAAGACUCUAGGUCGGCCGCCAGGGGUCCCGCCUCGCGCUGCUGUCUGGAGUCGUUCUCUUGUCACUGCCUGCCACAUCUUUGUUAAUAGAAGUGGAAACUGAUGCAUUGGGUGGGGGAAGGUCUUUCCCCUAACAAACUUCCCCCAAGGGUCCCAAAGACCUUGCAGAUUUGUCUAGUUUCUAGACAUAUAUACUUAAAUAUUCAGCGGAGAAGGGCUUAAAUAUUGGAGAAGAGAGUGGAAACUCUUAGCAUUUUAAGAGAUUUGUGUGUAUUUGCAAAACUGACUUGACCACGGUCCAACAUCCGCAGCGUGAGAUUCCUGAGCGUCCCGCCAGACCUGCUCCAACAUGUUCUCCUGUUGGUUAAGUCGGCUAUACUGGGCUUUAUCCAAACCCACCGGAAGGACCAAGCCGCUCAUCUGGGGUUUUCUCUCCCGAAGUCUGGUAUUGAGUUCACAAAGGAGAAUUCCAGAACUCAGUAGCUUCGUUGCCCGGACCAACACGUGUGGAGAGUUGCGUUCUUCUCACUUAGGUCAAGAAGUCACCUUAUGUGGAUGGAUUCAGUACCGAAGGCAGAAUAUCUUCCUGAUCCUAAGAGACUUCAAUGGGCUUGUUCAAGUUGUCAUUCCUCAGGAUGAGUCGGCUGCGUCUGUGAAGAAGAUUUUGUGUGAAGCCCCCGUGGAGUCUGUGGUGCAAGUGUCUGGGAUAGUAAUUUCCCGACCUCCAGGACAAGAGAAUCCAAAAAUGCCAACAGGUGAGAUUGAAAUCAAAGUUAAAACAGCUAAACUUCUGAAUUCCUGCAAGAAGCUGCCCUUUGAAAUCAAGGACUUUGUGAAGAAAACAGAGGCUCUUCGUUUGCAGUAUCGCUACUUAGACUUGCGUAGCAGCCAAAUGCAGUAUAACCUGCGACUGAGGUCCCAGAUGGUCAUGAAAAUGCGGGAAUAUCUCUGUAAUCUGCAUGGGUUUGUGGAUGUAGAAACACCAACAUUGUUUAAGAGGACUCCAGGGGGUGCAAAAGAGUUUGUCAUACCAUCCAGGGAACCUGGGAAGUUUUAUUCUCUUCCUCAGAGUCCUCAGCAGUUUAAGCAGCUUCUGAUGGUUGGUGGUUUAGACAGGUAUUUUCAGGUUGCCCGAUGUUACCGAGAUGAAGGUUCGAGACCAGACAGACAGCCUGAAUUUACUCAGAUUGACAUAGAGAUGUCUUUUGUAGACCAAACUGGGAUCCAGAGUCUAAUUGAGGGUUUGGUCCAGUAUUCGUGGCCCAAUGACAAAGAUCCUGUGGUGGUUCCUUUUCCUUCUAUGACUUUUGCUGAGGCGUUGGCCAGCUAUGGAACUGAUAAACCAGACACUCGCUUUGGGAUGAAGAUUGUGGAUAUCAGUGACGUGUUCAGAAACACAGAGGUCAGAUUUCUUCAGGAUGCACUUAGUAAACCCCAAGGAACCGUCAAAGCCAUAUGUAUCCCUGAAGGAGCAAAAUACUUAAAAAGAAAAGAUAUUGAGUCCAUUAGAAAAUCUGCAGCCGACCGUUUCAAACAGGAGGUCUUACCUGUAUUCCUGAAAGCCAGCAGAAAGUGGAAUUCUCCAGUUGCUAAGCUCAUAAUGGAGGAGCAAGGGCUGCGACUAAUCAGACUGCUGGAGGUCCAGGAAGAGGAUGUGGUCCUGCUAACUGCUGGAGAACACGAGAAAGCAUGCUCUUCGUUGGGAAUGUUACGCCUGGAGUGCGCUGACCUUCUAGAAGCAGAAGGAGUGGUGCUCCGUGACCCAGCUCUGUUCUCUUUCCUUUGGGUGGUGGAUUUCCCUCUCUUCCUCCCCAAGGAGGAAAAUCCCAAAGAACUGGAGUCAGCCCACCACCCGUUUACUGCUCCGCACCCCAGUGACGUCCGCCUCCUCUACACUGAGCCCCAAAAGGUCCGCAGCCAACACUAUGACUUGGUUCUAAACGGCAGUGAGAUAGGAGGCGGUUCUAUCCGAAUUCAUGAUGCAGAGCUGCAGCGUUACAUCCUGGCAACAAUAUUAAAGGAAGAUGUAGACCUGCUCUCCCAUCUGCUCCAGGCUUUGGAUUGUGGGGCGCCCCCUCAUGGAGGAAUUGCCUUAGGGUUAGACAGGCUGAUGUGCCUUAUCACCGGAGCACCGAGCAUCAGAGACGUCAUAGCCUUCCCCAAAUCUUUCCGGGGGCACGACCUCAUGAGCAACGCCCCAGACUCUAUCCCUCCUGAGGAACUGAAGCCCUAUCACAUCCAGGUCUCCUGGCCAACAGACCCAGAAGCAGAAAAGAGCUCAUUGAAUCAUCCAUGCCACCCAGAAAGCUGAGCUUUUGAGUUUUGUCCUCUGUGCUUCCCCAAGGCUAAAAUCAGAUCCGGAGUUCUGCUACAGAUCUGAUUUCAGGUCUUUAGAUGGAAGGAAUCCAGGCAACAUUCUUCACCACAGUGAAGAAACAGAUAAAAGGUAUGGAGGGGAGGGCAUAGCUCAGUGGAAGAGCGCUUGCUUAGCAUGCACAAGGUCCUGGGUUCAAUCCCCGGUACCUCCAUUAAAAUAAACCUAAUUACCACCCCUUCCCCCCAAAACCCAGAGGCACUAGAAGAUUGAUAUAUUUGGGUACAUAAAAAUAAUAAAGAAAUUUUUUAAAGGUAUCCAGUUUUGACUUGAUAAUAUGAAUUAUUAGGAUUAUUUUGGGACACUUUUGAAGUUUUUUUACUCAGAGAGAUGUGAAAGAUGGCUCUCUGUUGGAGUAAUAUAAGGGCACAGUGUUUUUCUAAUCAUGUUUUUCAUACCCAGAUAGUAAUGGUUCUCUCAGGACAGAGGUAGUCAAACCACAUGUGAAGUGUGGGAACGUUCUGAGCCCUUUAGACUCGUCAGUUGAUGGGAGGGGUCAGUUCAACCAGCCUUGUCAAGAAAAUCCCACAACGGAUACAAGCUAGAUAAUGACAUUCCAACUAUCAACACAAUCCAGUGAGAAGCAACACGAUGUAAUGCAAAAAAAAUCACUGAAAUGAAAGUCACAAAAUUUUAAUCAGUA